This is a messenger RNA of Protopolystoma xenopodis, 411 nucleotides long. NCBI's taxonomy places the organism in Eukaryota, Metazoa, Platyhelminthes, Monogenea, Polystomatidea, Polystomatidae. The record is from the annotation of a GenBank genome assembly.
GAUUUCAACACGACUGGUCUUUUCUAUCCCUGCGUUAGUCUUUCUGGCAAGUCUAGUGUUCGCUUCUUGUUGGGUGGCAACCAGGGCCGUCUGCAUUACGGUCCUCCGGCCGGCUAUUCGCUUAUUGCAGAGGCCCGCCAGGCCAACCAACAGCUCCGCAUAGAGCCUGUAUUCACAUUUGGACAAACUGAAAAGUCUGUACUCUCAGGACCCUCCGCUAGCCCCCAACUACCGCAACAGGGUGUAUUCGUACCACGUACCGUUGAGACGUCACGUAUACAGCUGCCAAACUAUGUAGAGCGUGUGCGAGAUCGUCUAGCUGAAAAUAUACACGAGAUGUGGGUUAUGCGCAAAAUUGAGCAGGGAUGGCAGUAUGCUGAGGUCAGUGUGACUUGCCCAACAGGUUUUUGA